Messenger RNA from Nothobranchius furzeri (turquoise killifish), 2107 nucleotides. RefSeq names its product origin recognition complex, subunit 2 (gene orc2). Gene Ontology annotation, biological process: DNA replication. The record is from RefSeq and is a predicted model, not a curated record. NCBI's taxonomy places the organism in Eukaryota, Metazoa, Chordata, Actinopteri, Cyprinodontiformes, Nothobranchiidae. Gene Ontology annotation, molecular function: DNA replication origin binding. Gene Ontology annotation, cellular component: nuclear origin of replication recognition complex; nucleus.
CAGUCACGUGAUUUAAAAUGUUCAGAAUGGCGCGGAAAUUUGUCACAUCGCUUCUCAAUUAAACUUUCCGACUUUAAAGUUUUGUUUAUGUUUUAAAUUUUAUAUUGUUUUGCGGACUUUUUCCGCCCGUUUGAGUAAGUCUCGACCUUUUGCGCUCACUUUCCUCAGCUUUAGCGCGAGAGUUCAAACCGACUCUAGUAGCAGGGCUAAUUGUGUGUUUUGCUGCGUGGCUUCAGGCUUGUAUCGUGUGUUUUGUGUUUAUUGGUAGAAAUGAGCGUGUUGGAGGUGAAGUUCGUUGGGGAUGGGGAUGUUUUGGAGCACAUCGUGGACAAACAGGAGGUAUUGCAGAGCAGUGCUGGCUCUGGGCUGAGGAUGGUGAAGUUUAAGAGCCCGGCUGGACAGAGGGAAUGCCUGGAGGAGACUCGGUGUGAUGGAGAUGAAAACGGAGUCCAUGAUGAGCUGGGUUAUGUCCGAGCUUUAGGAACUGAAAACGAUGAAGAAGUAGACGAUAAUCCUUCUAGAGUUGCUGGUUCCUCCAUCUUCACCUUCCAGAAAGUCAAACGAAGUCACAGCUUGGCCCAAACUGCGAGCGAACUGGCUCGGACCCCGGGAAAAAGCGUGAGCUUCACCAGGGACACAAACUCGGAACCCACCACUCCCUCUCGGACAGGCAGCAGCCACGCAGGUGAAAACAGGACACCACAGAGGAAAAAGAGUGUCCGGUUUGUCUCCACCACCCCUCACAGACUCAGGAAGAGACUUACAGCACCAACUCUUCGGUCUGACAGCGACAGUGAACUCUCCCCCUCUGACUCUGAGGAGGACGAGCUCAAAGAAGAGCAGAGAGGGAAGCAAGAGGACAAGGAGAAUGUGAAAAAGACGAGAACCCCUAGUAAAGGGCUUUCUGCAGCUCUCUACAAGACUCCUGCCAAGAGGAGCAAGAACACAGCCGAGCCUCUGAAUCAGCCCACCAUGACCGAGGAGUAUUUUGAGGCUCAUGGCAGCUCAAAGGUCCUGACGUCGGACCGGACCCUCCAGCGUUUGCACACCCCUAAGUUUGACCGGGAGACGUUGGAUCGUCUUUUAGAAGAUAAACCGUCUUGUUACUCAAAAGAGAUCCAGCAGCUGCACGACAAACACAGGAAGCACUUUAACAAAUGGAUGUUACAGCUGCAGUUGGGAUUCAGUGUUCUGGUUUAUGGUUUGGGCAGCAAAAAGGCUUUGCUCGAAGACUUCAGGGUGGCUCAUCUGUCUCAAGAGAUCCACCUGGUGGUCAACGGGUUCUUCCCCUCCAUUACUCUUAAAGCGAUAUUAAACUCCCUGACAUGUGAGGUUCUGGAGCACGAAGGAAGUUUCCGCACGCCGUCGGACCAGAUCCAGUUCAUCGCUCAGACCCUCAAAGGCAACCCAGGUCUCCGUGUGUUUUUACUGAUCCAUAACAUUGACGGGCAAAUGCUGCGAGGAGAGAAGACCCAGAGCGCACUGGGGCAGCUGGCGUCCUUACCAAACCUGCACUUGGUGGCUUCCAUAGACCACAUCAAUGCUCCACUGGUGUGGGACCAGUUCAAGCAGAGCCAGUUUAACUGGUUGUGGUGGGAGUGUGUGACGUUCCAGCACUAUGCAGAGGAGACGUCGUAUGAAAACUCACUCUUGGUGCAGCAGACGGGUGCUCUCGCUCUGUCCUCCCUCACACACGUGCUCCGCAGCUUGACUCCCAACGCGAGAGGAAUCUUCAGACUGUUGGUGAAGUUUCAGCUGGAAAACAAAGACAACCCUUCAUACACGGGGUUGUCUUUCCAAGACUUUUACCAGCGCUGCAGAGAAGCCUUCUUGGUGAACUCUGACCUCACACUGAGGACUCAGCUGACAGAGUUUAGGGACCAUAAGCUGAUUCGGACACGAAAAGGGGCCGACGGAGUGGAGUACCUGAAUGUUGCCGUGGAUGCGAACACACUGAUGGACUUUUUGGAGAACGAGAAGGAUGAAUGAAGACAAGACUUAAAAUAUGUGACCUGUCAUUUCUUGUAAAUUUAUUUGAGCCAUUCACUUACUAAAACAUUUGCAUCUAAGACAGAAUUAUUGUUUUAAAUAAAAAAUAUUAAAUAAG